Molecule: messenger RNA, 1280 nt
Organism: Orbicella faveolata
Lineage: Eukaryota; Metazoa; Cnidaria; Anthozoa; Scleractinia; Merulinidae
Biological process (GO): positive regulation of Golgi to plasma membrane protein transport
Cellular component (GO): plasma membrane; transport vesicle; trans-Golgi network
Molecular function (GO): connexin binding
Source: RefSeq, a predicted model, not a curated record
GGUAAACUGAACUAGGACUGUUGCGAGGAUGAAAAGUAGUGCGGCUGCAGAUGUGCAGGUUGAUGAAGAAAGGCCUGAUAGCAACGUUCAAGAUGUAGUCCCUGCUGAAGACGACAAACAUUCCGGUCAAGUCGACCAAAACACUAUACAGCCUACAGAAGAUGGAAGCGAACUAACUGACCUGUCUGAAGAGAAAAUACCCGAGGAACCACUAUCUGACCACGAACGGCAUUUACUAUUUGAGAAAGGAAUCAAAUUCAAGAAGAAAGGGAACUUACAGCAUGGUCUCUAUUGUCUGCUGGCCUGUGUGCGAGGACUGAAAGAUGGAUCUGAAUUUCAACAACUUCCAGAGUGCCUUCAUAAUAUAGCAGAGAUUUACAGCCAACUUGGAGAUUAUGAGAAUGCUGUUUCAUUUGCCCAGGCUGAGAAACUUUAUUAUGAAACAUCACUUAUCAGUGUUGGAAAUGAACUCCAGUCAACACAGAAUGAACCAGAUAAUACUGGCAGUUUCACUACAUCUGACAAGAGUACAGGAGACAAAGUAUCCCAGCCUGAGGUCAAGGAUGAUCCCCAAGGACAGUCGACUGAGGCUCGGUCAGCAAAUGAAUAUGAGAAGCUAGCACACAUGUGCUUGAAGCAGAAAGAUGCUCAGCUGGCACUAGAGUACUGUGGCAAGGCUGUAAAACUGCGCCAAUCCAUAUAUGGAGAAGAACAUCCCAUAACCAAACGUACACUGGAUCUUUUCACUGUCAUAUAUGCUGAGAUGGGAAAGGAGCAAUAUACAGCCGCCAUGCAGAAAUUCAACAAAUCCAAGCAGUCUGACGAGGCGAGUCCCGAAAAAGCCACACAGUCUCCAGAAAGUACUGAGUCAGCAAAAGAGACAAGUGCCGAGUCAGCAAAAGGGAAUGUCAAAGAGAACGGAGACACAGCAGUGGAUUCAAGGCCAACCCCCGCUGGAGAGUCUCACGAGGAGGAACAUGACACGACCGCACCUGACGCACAAGUAAACAGUACGUGUUGGAGUUUAGCUACACUUGGGCAACCUCGACCCCAGGCUCUCUCUCAAGGCAAAGAAGAGAGAGCCUGGAAUCGAGGUUGAUAGUGAGAUGAAUCUACGCGUGAACACAUCUCGAACGUUGCACGAUUCGUCAUCAUGAAUGAACAAAUUUAUUAGUUUCUAAAGAAACUGUUGUGCUGUGUGGACAGGGAAGUGAAACACUUAGCUAAGUUGAAAAUGAUAAGGGUAAAUUAACUGUUUAUUUCUCGUUCUUGAAGCGUGA